Molecule: messenger RNA, 2086 nt
Organism: Rhinolophus ferrumequinum (greater horseshoe bat)
Lineage: Eukaryota; Metazoa; Chordata; Mammalia; Chiroptera; Rhinolophidae
Gene: MVD
Product: mevalonate diphosphate decarboxylase
Exons: 10
Coding region: 169-1395 (408 amino acids)
Biological process (GO): isopentenyl diphosphate biosynthetic process, mevalonate pathway; isoprenoid biosynthetic process
Cellular component (GO): cytosol
Molecular function (GO): diphosphomevalonate decarboxylase activity; ATP binding
Source: RefSeq, a predicted model, not a curated record
UCAUCGUCCGAUCCCGCUCAUUGGCUGAGAGGUGGAGCGUGGGCCAGAUCCGCUGCUGAUUGGACGGCGCACGAACAGCUGGGGCCGCGUGGGCCAAUGGAGGGGACAGCUGGGGCGCAUAUCGGGACCGCUGAAGGCUGUGGGCUGUAGUUGCCGUGUUCUUCGGCCAUGGCUUCGGAGAAGUCGCUCGUGGCGGUGACCUGCACCGCGCCGAUCAACAUUGCGGUCAUCAAGUAUUGGGGAAAGCGAGAUGAGGAGCUGAUCCUGCCCAUCAACUCCUCUCUGAGUGUCACUUUGCACCAGGACCAGGUGGCUCUGCAUUUUCUUUUCCAGUUAAAAACCACCACAACAGCUGUCAUUAGCAAGGACUUCAGCGAGGACCAGAUUUGGCUCAAUGGCCGGAAGGAAGACGUGGGGCAGCCACGCAUCCAAGCCUGCCUGAGGGAGAUCCGCCGCCUGGCCCGGAAGCGGAGGAGUGCCGAUGAGAAGGACCCGCCGCCCGUCAGCCUCAGCUACAAGGUUCACGUUGCAUCAGUGAACAACUUCCCCACGGCCGCCGGCCUGGCGUCCUCCGCCGCAGGCUAUGCCUGCCUAGCCUAUGCCCUGGCCCAAGUCUAUGGGGUUGAGCAUGACCUCUCCGAAGUGGCUCGCCGGGGCUCUGGCAGUGCCUGCCGGAGCCUAUACGGCGGCUUUGUGGAGUGGCAGAUGGGGGAGCAGGCCGACGGGAAGGACAGCAUUGCCCGGCAGGUGGCCUCCGAGUUGCACUGGCCCGAGCUCCGAGCCCUCAUCCUUGUGGUGAGCGCUGAGAAGAAGCCAACUAGCAGCACAGUGGGCAUGCAGACCAGUGUGGAGACCAGCGCCUUGCUCAGGUUCCGGGCCGAGGCGGUGGUGCCAGCUCGCAUGGCAGAGAUGACCCGCUACAUCAAAGAGAGGGACUUCCAGGGCUUUGGCCAGCUGACCAUGAAAGACAGCAACCAGUUCCACGCCACCUGCCUGGACACCUUCCCGCCCAUCUCUUACCUCAACGACGUGUCCAGGCGCAUCAUCCACCUGGUGCACUGUUUCAACACCCACCAUGGGCAGACCAAGGUGGCGUACACGUUUGACGCGGGCCCCAAUGCCGUGAUCUUUACCCUGGACGACACUGUGGCCGAGUUUGUGGCCGCUGUGAGGCACAGCUUCCCCCCUGAGUCAAAUGGAGACAAGUUUCUGAAAGGGCUGCCCGUGAGGCCUGCCCUGCUCUCAGACGAGCUUAAAGCUGCGCUGGACAUGGAACCCACCCCUGGCGGCAUCAGAUACAUCAUUGCUACUCAGGUGGGGCCCGGGCCUCAAAUCCUGGAUGAUCCUCUCGCUCACCUCCUGGGCCCCGAUGGCCUGCCAAAGCCAGCUGCUUGACCAGUUUCUCGACAGGAGCCUUGGCCGCUGCUUGGAGAAGGGCCGCUUUGCUGGGAGAAGGGGCCACUUUCCACUUUGCUGGGACUGGGGAGCUGCUUGUGGCGGUGCCUGUACUAUGCUUUUUGGGGCUGGUGGGUGGCCACCUCGCCCCAGGCCAGGCAGUAUGCCGGGGCUGAAUAGGGGCAGUGGAGUGACCACUUGCAGGCGCCAGGUGGUCAGGAACGGGCCCCCCACCAAGUGCCUCACCUUCCCCACCUGCACCAAUACUGUGCUGAGAUGAGGGCUGGGGUCAGAUGUGGGACCUGGGGGACCGAGCUGAUGGUGGUGAGCUGCUGGUGUGUCUCCCUGAAGGAUCUCUGGCCCUGAGCCCUGGAGCCACUCGCACUGACUGAAACAGGAGCUGGGCCACCGGAGAUGAUGGGGAGUUGGCAUCCCUCUGUGGAGCUGGAGGACCAGUCACUGCAGGGAGCUGCCUCUGCAGGCUCCAGAGCCCUCCAUAAAGUGCUUUGAACAUGACAGUUGUCCCAGCUCCUCUGCCAGAGCUCAGGCCACUGGGUGUGGACGUAACGUUUCUUCAUAAAAAGACCAGGAGUUGUCUCCAAUGGGAGGUGGGAGAGCAGCACCAUGGUGCGUUGUCACAGGGAGCCCUGUCAACAGACCACGGAGAAUAAAGCCAGCGUUGCUGAUUGGG